Achroia grisella is the source of this 3740-nucleotide messenger RNA. RefSeq lists its product as uncharacterized. Bases 294 to 3740 code for a protein of 1148 amino acids. Gene Ontology annotation, molecular function: nucleic acid binding; zinc ion binding. The transcript has 2 exons. The record is from RefSeq and is a predicted model, not a curated record. NCBI's taxonomy places the organism in Eukaryota, Metazoa, Arthropoda, Insecta, Lepidoptera, Pyralidae. Gene Ontology annotation, biological process: DNA integration.
UAGUAUAGAAACUCUUUAUAAUACUAUGAUUUGUUUUUUUAUUGUCUUGUCAUAUUGUAACAUUUCAACAUGUAUAUCUUACUAGCAUUUUAGUUGAAUUAAACCAAUAUUUCCUUAUGGUCUAUAUCGUUUUGUAUCAAUUAAUUCAACUAAUAAAAUACAAUUAACAAUGUCAAGAAAAAGUCGCAGUAAAAAGAUUGAAGCAGAUAUAAUGUCGAUGCCAGGGCCGGCUUCUACAAGUUUAGCACGAUAUCUACGUCCGGAAAGAUUUGAGUUAGACCCGAGUUCUACUGAUGCCGAUAUUGAAUGGACGCAUUGGCUAUAUACAUUUAACAAUUUCCUAUCAGAAAAUAAUGAAAAAUGAAAUACAUGCACGUCAUAUUCUUGGCACUCGAAAGCAACGUAGUGAUGAAUCUAUAGAUCAAUACUUACGUCAACUUAAAUUACUUGCUCAAAAAUGCUCUUUCAAGGAUGUCAAAGCAGAACAAUAUCGAUCAGAAUAUAUCAGGGACGCAUUUAUUGCUGGUAUUUCUUCACACAAAAUACGCCAACGUUUGCUAGAAAAUCUGGAACUGUCACUUGAUCAAGCAUUUAACCAAGCACUUUCACUAGAAAUGGCAGAAACAAAUUCUCGAUCUUUCAAUGAUAACAUACCGCUUAACGCAGUUGAUUCCAUAUCUACCUUAUCUGAUUCACAAAAUAAAAAAACCAAAACUUUGUCUUCUUACGAUAAUGAAGCGUCUACAUCCAUAUCAGGAGAUAAUAUAGCAGAAACCGUUAUAGCUGCCACAACAAAUAAAAGAAGAUGUUUCUUUUGUGGUAGUAAUGUAAUUCAUCAGCGGAUAAGAUGUCCAGCUUUAAAUAGCACUUGUCAAAUUUGUUUUAAAAAGGGACAUUUUGCUAAUGUUUGUCGAAGCAAACAAACUAUGAAUGCUGUCAUAGUAAAUGAGACUAAUAAUAGUAACUCUGCAGAGGUUGCAGCUAUAUCUGCAGCUUCUUUACCUAGUUUACAUAAAGCAACUGUACCUAUCACCAUUAAUAAGUAUUAUGCUGAAGCCCUUAUCGAUACUGGAAGCUCAUUAAACUUUGUAAAUGAAGAAUUAGCGCACUUAUUGAAACUUAAACAGAAACAUUGUCAACAAAUUAUAACUUUAGCUUCACUUAAUCAUACAUCACCAGUCAACUGUUACUGCAAUGCAACUUUACAAUUGAAUAAUCAUUCGUACGACAAUGUCAAAUUAUUAGUUGUACGUAAUUUAUGCGCUGAUAUUAUACUAGGUCAUGACUUACUUAAAGCUCAUCACUCCUUAGAACUGAAGUUUGGUGGUCCCCGAGAUCCUUUGAAGAUAUGUAAUGUCAUGGCUGCUAACUUACCUCAUGCUACAUUAUUUUCAAAUUUAUCUCCUAAUGUCAAACCCGUAGCAAUAAAAUCAAGACGUUACAGCGAGGGUGAUCAACAAUUUAUUAAAGAAGAAGUUGAAAAACUAUUAAAAGAUGGAAUCAUUGAGCCAAGUAUAUCACCUUGGCGGGCACAAGUUCUAGUAACUGGCGGUGGUAUCCAUCGUAAACGUCUCGUUAUUGAUUAUUCUCAAACUAUAAAUAAAUUUACAGAACUUGAUGCAUAUCCUUUACCUAAUAUUGAAGUACUUAUAUCAAAAAUUGCGCGGAAUAAAUAUUUUAGCCAAAUUGAUCUCAAAAGUGCCUACCAUCAAGUACCAAUUCAACAGAGAGAACGACCUUAUACAGCAUUUGAAGCAUGCGGUAAUCUAUUUCAAUUUACACGUAUACCGUUUGGAGUAACAAAUGGAGUAUCAGCAUUUCAAAGAACGAUGCAAUUUAUCAUAUCUAACGAAAAUCUUACUGACACUUAUGCAUAUUUAGAUGACGUUACUGUUUGUGGUAAGGAUAAGCUUACUCAUGAUGCUAAUCUAGCAAAAUUUAUGGCAACUGUAGCAAAGUAUAAAAUUACUCUAAACAAAGACAAAUGUAAUUUUGGUUCUGAGACUAUUAAUAUAUUAGGUUAUACUAUAGAGAACAAUGUUGUAAGACCUGAUAAAGAGCGUCUUAAACCUUUACUCUCCAUGCCUGCACCUACAGAUAUAAAUUCUCUAAAGAGAGUAUUAGGUAUGUUUGCACAUUAUUCUAAAUGGAUAAAUAACUAUUCAGAGAAAAUAAGCAAUUUAGCGACUAAUAAUUCAUUUCCAUUAUCACGUGAUGCAGAAAUAUCCUUUGAGAGUCUUAAGAAAGAUAUUGCAAACGCUGCUUUAAUUGCUAUUGACGACACACAAAUGUUUACUGUAGAGACUGAUGCUUCUGAACAUGCCUUAGCAGCAACACUUUCACAAAAUAGUCGCCCGGUAGCAUUUUUCUCUCGCUCAUUGACAGAGUCCGAAAGAAACCAUUCUUCAAUAGAGAAAGAAGCGUCGGCAAUUGUUGAAAGCCUACGUAGAUGGCGUCACUAUUUAAUUGGAAAACAUUUUCUUUUAAUAACGGAUCAACAAUCGGUUUCCUUCAUGUUCAAUCAAAAACAUUCAAGUAAAAUUAAGAACGAGAAAAUAGAGAGAUGGAGGCUUGAAUUAUCUUGUUUCAAGUUUGAUAUUAUAUAUCGACCGGGUAAACAAAAUAUUGUAUCUGAUACAUUGUCAAGAGUUUGUGCUAAUAUGUUUUCACGCAAAAAUUUAUAUGAGCUUCAUAAUACAUUAAGCCAUCCAGGAAUCACAAGAAUGGCUCAUUGGGUGCGGUCUAAGAAUUUACCGUAUUCGAUUACUGAAAUUAAGAAUAUGACUGCAAGUUGUCCUAUUUGUUCAGAGAUAAAGCCAAGAUUUGCAAACAGUAAAGGACGACUUAUUAAAGCGACGUCCCCAUUUGAAAGACUUAGUUUAGACUUCAAAGGGCCGUUGCCUUCAAAUUCCGAAAAUAAAUACAUUUUAACUAUUGUUGAUGAAUUUUCUCGAUUUCCCUUUGCCUACCCCUGCAAAGAUGUAUCAUCCGCUACUAUAAUAGCAAGUUUAAAGCAUCUUUUCUUUACUUUUGGAACUCCUCUCUAUGUACAUUCAGACCGUGGAACUGGAUUUAUGUCACAAGAAUUUAAAGAUUUCCUAAUAAGGAAUGAUAUUGCAUGCAGCAGGACUACGCCUUAUAAUCCAGAAGGAAAUGGCCAGGUCGAAAGACUGAAUGGGACUCUGUGGAGAACUAUACAAUUAUCCUUACGAUCCAAAAACCUAGAUAUUCGGUAUUGGGAAGAUGUCUUGCCUUUAGCGCUGCACUCAAUUCGAUCGUUAUUAUGCACAGCUACUAAUGCUACACCACAUGAGAAGAUGUUCUGUUUCCCGAGACGAUCUGGUAAUGGAGUUUCUUUACCUUCUUGGUUAAUGAUUCCGGGCCCAGUACUAUUAAAAAAAAAUGUAAGAAAAAGUAAAUAUGAUCCUUUAGUGGAAGAAGUGGAACUGCUGGAAUCAAACCCAAACUAUUCUAUAAUACGCUUUGCUGAUGGGAGAGAGGAUACAGUAUCAAACCGACAUCUAGCGCCAAUUAAUAGGCAAAUUGAAGAAGUAGUCACUGAAGAUGAAACGUAUAACUCCAUUCAUAACCCUUCUGAUACAGAUGCCGAGAUCUACCAGACAGCAUCUGAGAAUGAAAAUUUAAAUGCUGAUAAUUCUGGUUCAGAAUUAGUUCAUUCGCCCCAACGGCCUGUUCGUGAAAGAAGGCCCCCUGUUUACUUAAAUGAUUAUGAAUCAUAA